This is a messenger RNA of Schizophyllum commune H4-8, 1102 nucleotides long. RefSeq lists its product as uncharacterized. Lineage: Eukaryota; Fungi; Basidiomycota; Agaricomycetes; Agaricales; Schizophyllaceae. The coding region runs from base 245 to 1102 and encodes 285 amino acids. The transcript is spliced from 3 exons. The record is from RefSeq and is a predicted model, not a curated record.
AUGCGAUAUUCUAUCCUUUCUGGUCGAUAGAAUCAGAAAUGACUGCCUUGCAUGGAGCAUACAGUUUUCGUUCCGCAUAACCACGCCUGUGCCACAUAGCCACGCCUGUGGGUAUUCGAACUUGCUGCUGGUCAAAAGGUCUCUGAGGGGGAGAGGGAAGCAAGGAGAUACGCCCACUUCACGACCUCCGUCCGCCACAUACUACAUCGCACGACCAUCGCCUACGACCAUCCGACGCUAAAACAUGUCUACGAUAUCCCACGACUCGCAUCCCUUGCCUCAGCCGGCAUUCCAGCACGCCACCCCCAACGAACAGCCUCAGAUCACUCCAGUUCCGGGGACUGCGCAGCGCAUCCCUGGCCGCGUACAGGCGACCGCCGUCUCACUCCCUCUCUUCGGUUCCUUGAAGAGUACCACCUUGCUCCGGCCGCUGACAGGCUUUGGGCUUUUGUUGAAGCAAAAAUCCUUCGCGCCCGCGUCAUUCGCGGUGAAGCUCCUGGCCGGCACCGUCGCCGGAAAACUUCUCUUUUCCUUCACACGCAAAGGGAAGUCCGACGUCGAGGGAGGAAACAUUACUCCACCCGGAAUCCCUCCCCCCUCGCCAUCGGAUGACACCGCCGUCGAGCCCGAGCACCCUCGAGGCUGCCUCUCGACCGUCGCCACAUAUAUGCAGUGGAUCAUCUCCCUGCAAAUCCUUUGUGUGGAAGCCGCGGCGCUGGCCUCCUUCAGCAGCGUAGUCGCUAUUCUCAUCGGCCAGCAAGUUCUCAAAUCUGAACAUAGCGCAUUCGACGUCACUGCCGCAUCCGCUGCCUCCGUUGGCGCUGUCGGCGGGGUUGUCCUCUUCCCUUUGUACAUAGUCGAGACUAUGUUCCUCCAUGUCCUCCCAUUCUUUCUUAUUCGGUGGCCUAUAAUUAUGGGCGUACGCGCUGCGAUGGGAGCAGUGGGGGCCGCGGUCCUGCGUACAGCCAUAACUCAGGACGACUUCUUGUCCGUCAAAGAGAGCGCACUAGCCGCAAUGGUUGGACCAGCUAUAAUGGCGGCGGUAGAGGAAAUCUUUCUGGUCUUGGCGGCUCUAUGCAAGGUUUGUGCAGACGACGAUUGA